UCAUUAACGAUAGUGAACAGUUCAUUGGAGAGGUAUUUCAUGGCAUAUUCUGAAGGGCGUGAUUUCAUGUUCUGCGACUUGUGCGGGACUACGCUAACAUUGAGUUCAACUAAGCAUGCUCAAUGCCCCUUGUGCAAGCGUAAGAUAAGUGUGAAAGAGAUCUCCAGAAGACAAAUAUCUUACACAACCACUGCUGAGGAUAUUAGAAGGGAGCUAGGCAUAUCAGUAAUUCGUGAAGAAAGAGUGCAAUUGCAAAAGACAGAUGCUAAAACAUGUGAAAAAUGUGGCCACAAUGAGCAUACAUAUUAUUCCAGACAGAUGCGAUCAACAGAUGAAGGAGCAACUACUUUCUAUGUGUGCACCAAUUGCCAGCACCAGUUUACUGAGAAUUGA
Molecule: messenger RNA, 393 nt
Organism: Prunus mume (Japanese apricot)
Lineage: Eukaryota; Viridiplantae; Streptophyta; Magnoliopsida; Rosales; Rosaceae
Source: RefSeq, a predicted model, not a curated record